Messenger RNA from Schistocerca americana (American grasshopper), 1827 nucleotides. Its product is annotated as UDP-glucosyltransferase 2-like. Gene Ontology annotation, molecular function: UDP-glycosyltransferase activity. The coding region runs from base 68 to 1663 and encodes 531 amino acids. The transcript has 7 exons. The record is from RefSeq and is a predicted model, not a curated record. NCBI's taxonomy places the organism in Eukaryota, Metazoa, Arthropoda, Insecta, Orthoptera, Acrididae.
AUCGUUCUGAGAACCCUUUUGUCUCCGACAGUCGCAACAGUAGCUGCCGCCUGCCGAGGUUCGUGGUAUGCAGCAAUUGCACCACCUUGCUACCGGCUCGAAGAUGACAGCCUGUGGAAGAAAACAAUUGUUUUACACGUUCGUUGUACUAUCGAUGCUGGCCAAAUUGUGUCAUGCCUCAAAGAUAUUGGUGGUGGUUCCAACGGCGUCCAUCAGCCACCAAAAGCCUUUCCAUAUCUUAACAAAAGCUCUGCUUCAGAGAGGACAUGAAGUCACUCUCUUCACCACAAAUCCACUCAAGAUUUCUCACGAGAACCUUACGGAAGUCGACGUGUCUGUGGGAUACAAAACACAUGGCGAGUUCGACUUCGUUUCAAUGGCGUCACAAUCACCUCUGGAGAAUAUUCCAUUCGUUCGACAUUACGCAAAAACAAUAGUUCCAGCGCAGCUCAGCGAUCCCGCAGUACAGGACUUCAUCAGGAGGAACCACACCUUCGACGUGGUCAUCAUGGAAUGGAUAACUUACCAAGGCUACUACGGACUGGUACACAGAGUCGGUUCCCCACCUCUCAUAGGCAUGAUCACACUGUCGGCGUUUUCGCCUGUGUACUACUCAAUGGGAAAUCCCAUGAACCCUGCAUACAUACCCGAUGUAUGGGUGGGAUUCUCGGACCACAUGACCUUCUGGGAACGCGCUUACAACGCGCUCUUCUACCUCAGAUGCUAUUUCCUGUGGUACUGGGAAAACUUUCCAGAGCAGGAGGUCUUCAUGAGACAAUACUUCGGUCCCGAACCACCUCCGGUGUACGAGACGGAACGCAACUUCAGCCUCCUCAUUAUCAACAACCACUUCACUAUGGAGUACCCUCGUCCGCACUUGCCCAACGUCAUAGAGAUCACCGGUGUUCACGUAGAGACGCAGACCAAGCCACUGCCAAAGCGCAUCCGGGAGUUUAUGGACGGGGCAGAACAUGGAGUGAUCUACUUCAGUCUCGGCUCCAAUGUCAAAAGCAGCGCUUUGCCGUGGGAGAAGGCCAAGGCCUUCCUGGAUGUCUUUCGUCAGCUGCCACAGCGAGUCCUCUGGAAGUGGGAGAAUGAAUCGCUGCCUGGACAGCCAGAUAACGUGAUGGUCAGCAAGUGGCUGCCGCAGCAGGAUGUUCUCGCUCACCCUAAGGUGGUCCUGUUCGUCAUGCAGGGAGGGCUCCAGAGUAUGAACGAGGCCACUUACCACGGUGUCCCGUUCCUCGUGAUCCCAUUCUUCUCUGACCAGGCGCACAAUGCCGCCAAGAUACAGCAGGCGGAGCUUGGCCUCAGGUUGGAGUUCCAUGACGUCACAAAGGAUACUGUGUUACGCAGUAUACGUGCUGUUUUGCAGGAUUCAAAGUACAGAGAGAACAUGAAGACUUUGUCAUCGAUAUUUUGCGAGCACCAAGCGGACUCUGUGGAGCGCGCCGUGUGGUGGGUGGAGUACGUGAUACGUCACAAGGGGGCCCCGCACAUGCGCAGUGCAGCCCUCGAUCUGCACUGGUGGCAGCAGCUGCUGCUCGACGUCAUAGCCUUCAUACUGCUCGUAGUGAUUGUGACUGGUGGCGCCAUCUUGUAUCUGGUUCGCCGAUUAUUUGUCACGCUGAGAAGCAGUAAGAUGAAGCAGAAGAAACAUUAAUGUGUACUCACAUGCAGCGAGAAGUACACUUUAAGGUGACCUUGUUGUCCACAUACACUGGUACUGAGAAUCAAGGACGUGUACAUAUAUCAUUGGGUGGGACGUAUUCCCUAAAAUCGUUUACAUGAUUAUGGCUCUCGUUCUGACUAAGCACUUGUGGCACA